UAAUCCUCCGGCUGAGAAACGAGCAAAAACAAGACAAUAUAUCGAACUCAUAAGCACCUCUUAUAUUUAUCCCUCUUUAUCCCCCAGAAAGAACAAUCCCCCACCCCAAACCUCAGUCUCACUCUCUCCGCGCCACAGCGAGAGAGCGGGAAAACAAUCCCACAAACUUUCUCACUCGCCAAACACACACACAGACAGAGUAAACAAGAAGUAGAAGAAGAUGGCGGCGGAGUCUGUGAGGUUGACGGCGGGGUCGGCUUCUUCUUCCAUGGCCAAUUUCGGCUUCAACGCCUCUCAAAGAAGACCUUCCACAAUUCUUUCCCAUGCUGGUUUCAGGGGUGUUCGUUCGAGACCUUCCUCGUCUUCUGUAAUUUCGUCUUCGCUUUCCCACUUCUUUGGGAGUCUGCGUUUGAGUUCUAUGUCUUUGAAGCUCUCUGGUUCGCGCCAGCUGACCCGAAGGAACCUCUCUGUCUUCGCCAUGGCUGCUGAUGGAGAAAAGCGCACCGUACCAUUGAAGGAUUACCGCAACAUCGGAAUUAUGGCUCACAUAGAUGCCGGAAAGACGACCACCACAGAGAGGGUUCUGUACUAUACAGGAAGAAACUACAAAAUAGGAGAAGUUCACGAGGGAACAGCUACUAUGGAUUGGAUGGAGCAGGAGCAAGAGAGAGGCAUUACCAUAACUUCCGCAGCAACAACUACAUUUUGGAACAAGCACCGGAUUAACAUCAUCGAUACUCCAGGCCACGUCGACUUCACCCUAGAAGUGGAGCGUGCCCUCAGGGUGUUGGACGGCACAAUAUGCUUGUUUGACAGUGUUGCUGGUGUGGAACCACAAUCCGAAACCGUGUGGAGGCAGGCUGAUAAAUACGGUGUGCCCAGGAUUUGCUUUGUCAAUAAGAUGGAUCGUCUUGGAGCAAACUUUUUCCGUACUAGAGACAUGAUAGUGACGAAUUUGGGUGCCAAGCCACUGGUGAUUCAAAUUCCAGUCGGGGCUGAAGAUAACUUUAAGGGCGUAGUUGAUCUCGUGAGGAUGAAAGCUAUAAUUUGGUCAGGUGAAGAGUCGGGCGCAAAGUUCACGUAUGAAGACAUUCCAGAAGAUCUUCAAGAACUGGCACAAGAGUACCGAGCUCAGAUGAUAGAAACCAUAGUCGAAUUGGAUGAUGAAGCUAUGGAGAACUACCUGGAAGGAGUUGAACCCGAUGAAGAAACUAUCAAGAAAUUGAUUAGGAAGGGAACCAUUUCAGGUAGUUUUGUGCCAGUACUAUGUGGCUCAGCCUUUAAGAACAAGGGGGUUCAGCCAUUGCUUGAUGCUGUUGUAGACUAUUUACCUUCCCCACUUGACUUGCCAGCUAUGAAGGGGACUGACCCGGAGAACCCAGAAGUAACAAUAGAGAGAGCUGCAAGUGAUGAUGAACCAUUCUCUGGACUAGCCUUCAAGAUCAUGAAUGAUACAUUUGUCGGGUCCCUUACAUUCGUGAGAGUGUAUGCUGGGAAGUUGGCAGCCGGUUCAUAUGUAUUGAACGCGAAUAAAGGGAAAAAGGAGCGAAUCGGUAGACUUCUGGAGAUGCAUGCAAACAGUAGAGAGGACGUUAAGGUAGCUUUGGCAGGUGAUAUAGUUGCCCUUGCAGGUCUAAAAGAUACCAUUACAGGUGAAACAUUGUGUGAUCCGGACAAUCCCAUCGUGCUUGAACGAAUGGACUUCCCUGAUCCUGUGAUUAAGGUGGCAAUCGAGCCCAAGACCAAAGCUGAUGUCGAUAAGAUGGCUACUGGUUUGAUUAAGCUUGCUCAAGAAGACCCUUCUUUCCACUUCUCACGGGAUGAAGAGAUCAACCAGACAGUUAUUGAAGGGAUGGGAGAAUUGCAUCUCGAGAUUAUUGUUGACCGGCUCAAGAGAGAAUUUAAGGUAGAAGCUAAUGUUGGAGCACCACAAGUGAACUACCGAGAAAGCAUUUCCAAGGUAUCAGAAGUGAAGUAUGUUCACAAGAAACAGUCAGGUGGACAGGGUCAGUUCGCCGAUAUCACAGUUCGGUUUGAACCGAUGGAGGCAGGAAGUGGAUACGAGUUCAAGAGUGAAAUAAAGGGAGGUGCUGUCCCAAGAGAGUACAUUCCCGGAGUAAUGAAAGGUUUGGAGGAGUGCAUGAGCAACGGUGUGCUCGCAGGCUUCCCUGUUGUGGAUGUUCGUGCGGCGCUCGUAGAUGGUUCUUACCACGACGUCGACUCAAGUGUCUUGGCUUUCCAGCUCGCGGCUAGAGGAGCUUUCAGGGAGGGGAUGAAGAAAGCUGGUCCUAAGAUGCUUGAACCUAUCAUGAAAGUCGAAGUUAUCACACCUGAAGAACAUCUGGGAGAUGUCAUUGGUGAUCUCAACUCUAGGAGAGGACAGAUUAACAGCUUCGGCGACAAGCCUGGAGGUCUCAAGGUGGUUGACUCGCUGGUUCCUCUGGCAGAGAUGUUUCAAUAUGUUAGCACACUCAGAAGUAUGACCAAAGGCCGUGCUUCUUACACAAUGCAAUUAGCCAAAUUCGAAGUUGUGCCUCAGCAUAUCCAGAACCAGCUUGCUUCUAAGGAGCAAGAAGUUGCUGCUUAAUUUUCCCUUCUCCAACCUACUUUUCCAUCUUAAUUUUUUGUACCAGAAAUUGAUGUCAGAUUUUGCCCAACAAAGAACGGAAAUAUAUGCAUAGGUCUGUAUUUAAGGCUGUAUAAACGCUUCCAAUUUUGUCUUU
Molecule: messenger RNA, 2723 nt
Organism: Morus notabilis
Lineage: Eukaryota; Viridiplantae; Streptophyta; Magnoliopsida; Rosales; Moraceae
Product: elongation factor G-1, chloroplastic
Exons: 4
Coding region: 221-2587 (788 amino acids)
Biological process (GO): translational elongation; ribosome disassembly; mitochondrial translation
Cellular component (GO): mitochondrion; chloroplast
Molecular function (GO): translation elongation factor activity; GTP binding; GTPase activity
Source: RefSeq, a predicted model, not a curated record